Panicum virgatum (switchgrass) is the source of this 595-nucleotide messenger RNA. RefSeq lists its product as uncharacterized. The record is from RefSeq and is a predicted model, not a curated record. Bases 20 to 505 code for a protein of 161 amino acids. The transcript has a single exon. NCBI's taxonomy places the organism in Eukaryota, Viridiplantae, Streptophyta, Magnoliopsida, Poales, Poaceae.
CGUACGGCACGACCGCGCAAUGGCUGCCUCGGCGGCCAAGAAAGUGGUCCAACCACCACCCAACCUCUUCAUCCGCCUUGAAGGCGUCGAAGGGCUUGACCUGAAUGCCUCACCACCUGCUCCACCGGCUUUCCGUCUGGCCGUCGACGCGGCCUGGGUGCCGGCGCGCUACCGGUACUGCAGCGGAGGCGGCAACUCGAUGCUGCGCGUCUCCUACCACUACCACGGUAUGAUCCUGGCAUGGGGUCGCGUGCCUUGGUUCUGUGUUGAAGGCAGUCCGACUGAAGACGGCGGCGUCGAUGAUGUGGUCACGGUGGAGGCCAAAGCGGAGGGCGCUGUGCUGCGCGAGGAGGUGAGCUGCUUGGUGCAGGGCGAGCUGCAGGUCGUGGGGAAGGCUGAGUUUGACGUGGAGGGAAAGGUGGCGGGGUUGGGAUAUCUUCGCUGCGAGACUUUGCUGUUCAAAGGCAAUGCUACCAAUGAGUCCAGCCUCUGCCUAGUUCAAUAGUGUAUAAUGUGGUAGAUGCCAGAUUAUCUUAUCUUUGUGCAAAUUACUGUUAUUAUGUAAUCAACUACCUUUCUAUCUAUUUUUCAUGGA